Naumovozyma castellii is the source of this 2691-nucleotide messenger RNA. RefSeq names its product Rfx1p (gene RFX1). Bases 1 to 2691 code for a protein of 896 amino acids. The record is from RefSeq and is a predicted model, not a curated record. NCBI's taxonomy places the organism in Eukaryota, Fungi, Ascomycota, Saccharomycetes, Saccharomycetales, Saccharomycetaceae. The transcript has a single exon.
AUGCCGGAGAAUAAACACGAAACGUCUGCUGCAGCUGCAGCUGCCGCUACUACUGCUGCCACGGCCAAUGCCCAUGCCCAUGCCAAUGCGUCCACAUCCGCCAAUCAACAACUGAUGAACCCAUCAUAUCAAAGGUCGACUUCUUCCAUAUACCAUUUGUUACAGGCGCCCAGUGGACAGCAUAUGGUGAAUGGGCCUCCCUUACUGGCUGCUCUUCCGCAAGCAAAUCAAAUGGGCCCUUUACCACAACAACAUACUCCACUACAAUCAUACCAGGGAACAACCAAUAUUACCAACAACAACAACACUAACAAUAAUAACAAUAGCACAAUGCGUCUCCACGAGUAUCAUUAUGGCCAAGCACAACAGCAUCCAUCACACAGUGGCCCAACGGAUGGACACCCCAUUACAAGGAACGAUUACGAAAGAAUACCCAUACAGAGACAAAUUGAUCAGAUGCAAUAUCAACAUUUGAGACCAAUCUUACCAGCCAUUGCAUCUGCUGCCGCAAGCGCUACAAAUCAUGUCCCACUACCGAAUUUCCAUCACCAUCAUCAACAACCGCAGCAGCAGCAGCAACAGCAACAGCACCCAAGGCUUUUGCGAACUAAUUCUCCAGUUAAUAUACUAAUGAAUACACCUACACCCUCAGCAUCACCCUCUCUUUCUAAUUUGGGUUUAUUGCCCUUAUUGGCUCAAGCAAGGUUGGAGAGAACCCAAUCAUCCAUCCCAUCAUUUGCAUACCAACCAACACCAUCAGCAACAUCUACAACAACAGCACAGGUAAAUGGAAAAGCCAAUACCAGCAACGAAAAGGCUAAAAGAUUUAACUCUCUCCAAAAUCCACCCACAGCAGGCAAGAAAACUGCUAAAUCACAAAAUGUUCAAGAAAAGAAUAGUCCUCCUCCCCCUCCGACCUCAUCAAGAUCUUCCGUUUCACCACCAACAAGGAGAAAUACACAAGAAAUUCUUGCUAAAUCUAUAGCUGAAAAGUAUUUGAAUAACCCAAUUUCAGAAUACGCAUCCAUUGUAAGAAAUGCAGAAAUAGCAGUACUAAACAUGGAUGCUCAAACAAAUUCGAAAGCUUCUUUACAAAAGGCAGAACAGAAUAGAGAACGGGAAAGACAAGUUUAUGCUUUGUUAUGGUUGAUGAAGAACUGUGAAUCCAAGCAUGACAGUUUUGUACCAAGGGGGAGAAUUUUCGCUCAAUAUGCAUCGUCUUGUGCUCAAAAUAAUUUGAAACCAUUAUCUCAGGCAUCAUUGGGCAAAUUAAUUAGAACUGUAUUCCCUGAUUUGACAACAAGAAGAUUAGGGAUGAGGGGACAAUCCAAAUAUCAUUAUUGUGGGCUAAGAUUAAUUAAUUCAGAUGAUUUCAAUCCUAAUGAUACUGAUAACGAUGAUAACGACGAAAUAUCACCUAUUAAGAGAGAGAAUAGUGAACAACUUGAUGUGAAAUUGAUUGAUCCAGAAAAUCAAGAACAACAAGGCGCAAUGACGACGACGGCGACGACGACAAACUCAGAUUCUGCCAAGGAAACGGCAAAUGACACAUUGAAGCGUAACAACAACGGCUUUGAGUCCGGCAAUAGUAGUCCUAUUAAGAGACGGAGAGUGGAUUAUAUAAAAAAGAAUGAACGUUCCCGAUCAUCAUCAGCGGAUGACAGUUAUAAUGAAAUUCCCUUCCUUGAUGAUUUGUACCAUAAAAUGUUUAUGAAUGAUGAUCUUGCUAAUACAGAACAUGAAGCUUUAAAACUUCCCCCAAUUCCAAGAGAUAAAUUGAAUUUAACCACCGAUAAGGAUAUUGUAUCAUCGUUAGAAUCUCUUUAUUAUGUGCACUGUAAAACCAUUUUUGAGAAUAUUAAAUUUAUGAAAUUUGAAUCAUUACAGAAAAAUUUGUUUCUUUUCAGUUCAGGUUCAAUAUCUCCACAAAUGUAUUCUUUAUUCAUCUCAGAAGAAUUGUAUGAUUGGAUUUAUCAAUGUGACUUAAUAACACACAUUGAAUUAAUCAAAUUCUUUUCCAAUUUAGUGAUUAAUAAUAAACCAAUGAAUGAUUCCAUACUUUUCAAAUUAGAUCUAUUUGCAAAGGAUUAUUGUGAUUAUGUUUCAAAGGCUAGUAUUGAUUUACCUCUACCAGUAGUUGAGAAAAAAUUGAAGAUUGCAAAGAAAUUUUCAAAUUUGAUUAAGAAAUUAAUCAAACUGUUUAAAUUUAUUCAAAGUUUCGAAAAUAGUUUCCCUUCAUUUAAAGAAGGAAUGAAAAAGGAUUGGCAAAAUAUUAUCAAUUUACAUGAUAUUCUUGACAUGGUCAGCAAUGAAAGACAUCAACAAGUAAUGAAAUUGAUUAAAGAUUUCAUGCAGGUAAAUAUCCCAAUGUUCUUAAAAGAUGAAUAUCGUCAAGAGGGCACCCCCACCACCACUGACACAGACACAGACAAUAAAGAGAAAGCUGUGCCUAACUCAAUGAUAGGAUUUAUGGAGGCAUUGCUACAAUUUAUUUCGGAUGAAGGCAAACUAAACGCUUCAGGAAACGUUGUUGUCGAUUGUUUUGUCAGGUUUACAAAUACAGUAGUCGGAGAUAUCAGUUUAAAAUCAGCAGAUAAUUUGUUACCAUGGUUGUUCGUCCAUAACAUCACUGUACAAUUAUUACACUACUCACUUGACGUGAGUAAGUUCAUUAAGGACACUACUACAUAG